This is a messenger RNA of Phaethon lepturus (White-tailed tropicbird), 2253 nucleotides long. Its product is annotated as WD repeat- and FYVE domain-containing protein 4-like. The transcript has 16 exons. Bases 1 to 1929 code for a protein of 642 amino acids. Lineage: Eukaryota; Metazoa; Chordata; Aves; Phaethontiformes; Phaethontidae. Gene Ontology annotation, molecular function: protein binding. The record is from RefSeq and is a predicted model, not a curated record.
AUGCUCCAGAAGUGGCAGAAGAGGGAGAUCAGCAACUUUGAUUACCUCAUGUACCUGAACACAUUGGCUGGCCGCAGCUACAAUGAUUACAUGCAGUAUCCUGUGUUUCCGUGGGUCCUUGCUGACUAUCACUCCGAGACUCUAAAUCUUUCUAAUCCUCAUACAUUUCGGGACCUGUCAAAGCCCAUGGGAGCACAGACUGUUGAGAGAAAACGCAAGUUCAUCCAGCGCUACAAUGAGGUGGAGAAGAGUGAGGGAGACCUGUCAGCCCAGUGCCAUUACUGUACUCACUAUUCAUCAGCAAUUAUAGUGGCAUCUUACCUGGUCCGAAUGGAACCAUUUACCCAGACCUUCUGUUCUCUGCAGGGUGGGAGUUUUGAUGUUGCAGACAGGAUGUUUCACAGUGUCAAGAGCACGUGGGAAUCGGCAUCAAGGGACAACAUGAGCGAUGUCAGGGAACUCAUCCCUGAAUUCUUCUACUUGCCAGAGUUCCUAACCAAUGUGAAUCACUUUGAACUUGGCUGCAUGCAGGAUGGAACAGUGCUGGGAGAUGUGCAGCUUCCUCCUUGGGCAGAUGGGGACCCCCAUAAAUUCAUUCUCCUGCACAGAGAGGCACUGGAAAGUGACUAUGUCAGUGCACACCUCCAUCGCUGGAUAGAUCUGAUUUUUGGCCACAAGCAACAUGGCUCAGCUGCAGUGGAGGCAGUUAACACCUAUCACCCUUACUUUUAUGGAGACAAGAUGGACCUCAACAAUAUUAAAGAUCCUCUGAUUAAGAGCACCAUCCUGGGUUUUAUCAGCAACUUUGGACAGAUACCAAAGCAGAGCUGUGGCAUCAAAUCUGAAUUCUGCUUCUUCACUUAUGCCCAAGGGAAAAGUUCAUCAGGAAGAGAGACUGUGCUCCCCCUUCACUCAAGUGGAAUUCUUCCUCCUUUUAUGAGCAGCCUGCAAAAUCUGAAGCUCUCACCAGUUACAAUAAAAGACUAUCCCAAGGGAGCUAUUGGGCACAUCGUUCAUACUGAGAAAAGCAUUCUGGCUGUCGAAAAAAAUAAAGUUUUGAUUCCUCCUCACUGGAACAAAACAUUCUGCUGGGGAUUUGAGGAUUUCACCUGCUGCUUUGGCAACUAUGGGUCUGAGAAGAAUGUGACUACAUUUGAGUGCAUGGCAGACUGGGGAAAGUGCCUCUGCGCUGUGUGUCCUACAGCAACUACCAUAAUCACAUCUGGAACAAGCUCGGUUGUGUGUGUCUGGGAACUUUCAUUGGUGAAGGACAAAGUGAAAUGUCUAAACUUCAGACAGGCUUUGUAUGGGCACACUCAGGCAGUGACCUGCCUUGCUGCAUCUGUGACCUACAGCAUCUUCGUGAGUGGAUCUGAUGACAGAACCUGCAUCAUUUGGGACCUGAACCAGCUGACGUACAUAAACCAGCUUCCUGCCCAUGAGGCAAGCCUCUGUUCUGUUGCCAUCAACAAUUCAACAGGUGCUAUUAUCUCUUGUGCUGGAUCUUACCUAUAUCUGUGGACAGUCAAUGGCCAGCUUCUUGCAAGCAUUAACACCACCUGUAGCCCUGAAAGCCAUAUUGUUUGCUGCUGCUUUGCUGAAGUGAUGGACUGGGACACACACAGCAUCAUCAUCACAGGAAGCACAGAUGGAGUGGUGAGGCUGUGGAAGAUUGAAUACACCAAUGCUCCAGGCCAAGCUGCUGGACUGAGACAGCAGAGAGGCACGAUGGAAGAGCCAGGCAACACGGGUAACAAGUGUGGAAAACAUCUUGUUCUCUGUCGGGAACUGAAUCUCAGCCUUGCCUUGACUGGAAAACCAAGUAAGACCAGCCCAGCAGUGACAGCGCUGGCUGUAUCCAGAAAUUCCUCCAAGCUCCUAGUUGGUGAUGACUGGGGAAGAGUCUGCUGCUGGUCUGUGGAUGGGUAGGAAGAAAUAGCCAAGAACUCUUGUUCUUUCAGCCUUUUGGAUGGAGAGAAAAUUACCUUUCAGCCCAUGAAAAAAUCAGAGAAACUGGAAGCCUAUGUUUCGGGACUGAAUCUCAAAGGAGUUGUUGGACUGACCCUGCAGUCAGUUCUCAUUGAAAUUAGGGAAUGAACUCCAAAGCUGUGAGAGAGACACUGACAGACAUGCACAUAGACAAUGUGAUUUUGCAGUACUUGUCCUGGGAAAACUUUUCUAUUUUGAAUGUUAUUUUAGAUACUGAAUUUGACAUAAUACAUUGUAUUUCAUAAAUAAUAGCUAUCAAAUAAA